UAAUUGCAAAAAAGAUUAGAUUUUCAGAUGACGAAUUUCUGACAUUUUUAACUCAAACUCUACACUUUCUCUAUCUCUCUUAUCUGUGCUGCAAUUUCUUUCAAGAAAAUGCAUUUACUUCAUGCACCCAUUUCCCCAAAUAUUUCAUUUCAACCCUCAAAAAUUCUUCAGCAUAAAAAUGGAUUAGUAUUCAAUGGUCUAAUUCAGCAGCAAAGGCAGUUAAAAUCUACAUGGGUAUUGCAAAAUCAUGUUAAUUUUAGUUCAAUCACAGCUAAAGCUGCUUCUGUUGAAGCCGGGGUUUCAACAUCUUCUUCCAAAACAGCUGAGAGUGAUGUCCUGAAAGCAUUGUCUCAGAUCAUAGAUCCAGACUUUGGGACAGACAUUGUUUCUUGUGGCUUUGUGAAGGAUCUACAAAUUGAUGAAGCUGCGGGGGAGGUGUCGUUUCGCUUGGAGCUUACAACCCCAGCCUGUCCAGUAAAGGAUGUGUUUGAGCAGAAAGCAAAUGAAGUGGUGUUGGCGCUUCCUUGGGUUACAAAAGUAAAUGUUACAAUGUCAGCUCAACCAGCUAGACCAGUUUUUGCAGGAGAUCUUCCGAAGGGCUUGCAGACAAUUUCAAAUAUUGUGGCUGUUUCUAGUUGUAAAGGAGGUGUAGGCAAAUCAACUGUUGCUGUAAAUCUCGCAUAUACGCUUGCUGGCAUGGGUGCUAGAGUUGGUAUCUUCGAUGCUGAUGUCUAUGGUCCCAGUUUACCAACCAUGGUUUCACCAGAGAAUAGGCUACUAGAAAUGAUGGCAGAGACAAGAACCAUAAUUCCAACUGAAUACUUGGGUGUUAAACUCGUAUCAUUUGGAUUUGCCGGGCAAGGGCGUGCUAUAAUGCGGGGCCCAAUGGUCUCUGGGGUUAUCAACCAGCUGCUUACUACAACUGAAUGGGGAGAACUGGACUACCUUGUCAUUGAUAUGCCACCAGGAACAGGAGACAUUCAGCUAACUUUGUGUCAGGUUGUUCCGUUAACAGCAGCAGUUAUCGUUACAACUCCUCAAAAGCUAGCAUUCAUUGAUGUUGCUAAAGGAGUCCGCAUGUUCUCAAAGCUCAAGGUACCAUGUGUUGCUGUUGUGGAGAAUAUGUGUCACUUUGAUGCAGACGGAAAGCGCUAUUACCCUUUUGGUAGAGGUUCAGGCUCUCAGGUCGUUCAGCAGUUUGGGAUCCCAAAUUUAUUCGAACUUCCAAUCAAGCCAGCUCUAUCUGCUUCUGGAGAUAGUGGACAACCAGAGGUGGUAGCUGAUCCACUGGGAGAGGUUGCAACGACAUUUCAAGAGCUUGGGGUUUGUGUUGUUCAGCAAUGUGCGAAGAUUCGCCAACAAGUAUCAACUGCUGUCAGCUACGACAAAUCAAUGAAGGCAAUAAGGGUGAAGGUACCUGAUUCGGACGAGGAGUUCUUACUUCAUCCUGCAACAGUGAGACGGAAUGACCGGUCUGCACAGAGUGUGGAUGAAUGGACUGGGGAGCAAAUGCUACAGUACACUGAUAUUUCAGAAGAUAUUGAACCAGAAGAAAUCCGACCUAUGGGUAAUUAUGCUGUGCAAAUAACCUGGCCAGAUGGGUUUAACCAGAUUGCUCCAUACGAUCAACUUCAGACCAUGGAGCGAUUAGUCGAGAUCCCUCAGCCCACACCAGUUUAAG
Beta vulgaris subsp. vulgaris (sugar beet) is the source of this 1681-nucleotide messenger RNA. RefSeq names its product fe-S cluster assembly factor HCF101, chloroplastic. Gene Ontology annotation, biological process: iron-sulfur cluster assembly. The record is from RefSeq and is a predicted model, not a curated record. Gene Ontology annotation, molecular function: 4 iron, 4 sulfur cluster binding; ATP binding; ATP-dependent FeS chaperone activity. Lineage: Eukaryota; Viridiplantae; Streptophyta; Magnoliopsida; Caryophyllales; Amaranthaceae. Bases 109 to 1680 code for a protein of 523 amino acids. The transcript is spliced from 15 exons. Gene Ontology annotation, cellular component: chloroplast stroma.